Molecule: messenger RNA, 1235 nt
Organism: Stegastes partitus (bicolor damselfish)
Lineage: Eukaryota; Metazoa; Chordata; Actinopteri; Pomacentridae
Exons: 3
Coding region: 152-904 (250 amino acids)
Source: RefSeq, a predicted model, not a curated record
UGGUUUUAGAUCAUUAGCGGGGAGUCUUCAGUGAUCUGGGACACAACAUCACUUGGACCAGAGAAUCAUUGAGGCAUCUUGAGUUGACUACAGAGAGCUUCAUCACACAGAACUGAAGGACCUGACAACGUAGAGCCCGACCGUUCCAAAAAUGGCAGAAAUUGAGGAAGCAAUUGAAGGCGUUGAUGAAGCCAUUGAAGGGGCUGAAGGAGGCAUCGAAGAACUGCCAGAAGAAAUACAAGAGGAAAUAGAGGCCGAAGUAGCUGAGGCCCGCACUGAGGUUGCAGAGUUUUCAAAAGUUGCUGAGACUUUGAAAACCUUCCUUAAGUUUGUCACGACAAGCAUACCUAAGGUGGUAGCAUUUGUUGGGAAAAAUGUGGCCAUUGGUGUGAUCCUUUGGGGAGUAAAUGUGAGUCUCAACAAAUUAAUAACCAAAAAAAGUCCCAAAACCGAGGCUUUCGAAGUCAAGCAGAAACGUGCUGCCAUUAAGGCCCUGAGCUCCGUGAUCAAGACUGAGACUGACUUAAGUAAGAAGGCCUUGGAUUGGAUGAAGGAGCACAAAGAUGACAUGAUCACCCUGGCAGGGUUUGAGGUGCCAUUGGAAUCGGUUAUUGCAAAGUAUCUCACACCAAUAUCUGAGGCUGUUGACUCAGCCUACGAUAUCGCAAAGAAACUUAAGGGCAAGCUUGAUGGAACCAUCUACUACAACAUCCCAACUGGAGGAGACAUGAGAGACUUCCUCGCAGCCGGUGACGCAUUCCUCAAAGGCUUCAGUGACCUGGACGAGUUCAUCGCCAAAAAUCUGGGCAAGAUUCCACAGCUGGCGACCUUCCCAGUGAAACAGGGAGACAUCGAUGAUCUUACGACUCAGCUGAAGGUUGCCAAGGACCUACCUUUGCGGUAAAGAGAUGCGAUGCCUUGACUUUUGAUUAGUAGAGACAAAAGUCAGAAAGGCCAGUUUUCUUAAAAUAUACAACCGUUAUUACACAGGUUUUGUAUCAGGCAACGCAGGAUAGUUGCAGCUUGCUGUGUGACAUCAUGGAUUUGAGCAGCCAGAGAUGUAUUAUGGUGGAUUAUGAUGAUGGAUGUUAUGUGCUGACUGAUGUCGUGUUCAUCAGUUCUACAUUGAUGUGUUUCUCUUUGCCUCUGACGCUUUGGAAAAGGGAAUAAAACAGCUUUGUGUGAUGGUGCAUGUUAUCGCUGAUCAUAAUAAACGUCUAUUGAUUAAACAUUCA